GUUCGCGGCAGCUGGUCGUGUCGAGUUGUGUUGUUAUUUUGUAUUAAGUGAUAACUACGGGUUUUAAGUGAAGUGCAGCGAGGUAUCAGUGGUCUCAAAUCAUCAAAAACCGUAGUAAACAUCUCAAAGAGUAAUCACAAUAAAUAACACCACGGAAGCUAAAAAGCUACAUAUGUGAACCGCCUCCAGCGACAGUGGCACCACCACCGAAGUCAUGCUGCACGAAGAGGUCGAUCUGGAUGAUACGCACCUGUGCAACAAAUGUGGUCGCACGAUAGUGGGACUGGAGAACUACAUCAAACAUCGAAAUGUGCCUUGCUCAACACCCAAGCCUGCAACGGCGACGAUUGCCAGCGGUCCCAGUCCUCGAAUCGGACCAGAACAACACUAUUCAUCGUUUGACUUUGGCGAUGGCAUUAAAGAGCCGGAUCAUCACAAGAAACUGUCUAACUAUGCAUUCAACUAUGAUUUGGAGGCCCACCAAAGUGAUCCGGUACAGCGGCCGGAUAGUAAAACGGAAUAUAAAAAUGAUGUCAAUUAUGAUUACGAGUUGGGAGCGGAUUUAUUCUUUUCAUCAUUGGAGCUCCAAAGUAGUUCGAAGAAAGGUGGCAAUUUAAAUGCGUCCACCAGUAAACUGAACGUUACUCCUCGAUCGAAAGGACGAAAACCGACAGUUUCUCUGUCAAACACAGAUCCAGAACAUGAGCAAGAUCACGAGGAUGAUUGGAUCCCUCCUGAACCCGAUUCGGAGAAAUUGAUGAAAGCAGUUAGUGAUAUUAGUGGAACCAAGCGAGUUGAAUUAUUUCCACUUUUUCAGCACGAAUCACCAGAACCAUCCGAAGAUGAGAGUGAUGACGAUGAAGACUACGAUGCUCCACCCAGAACGCACACAGGGGGCAAAUGGAAACCGGAAAAUCGUCCAUCCUCUUCCCAGUGGCACCAUUGGCCAGAUCAGGACGCACAUCUUGAUAAAUCAAUUGAACAAGAAGAUGAUGAAGAUUACAAAAGUUUCUCGCCACCUCCUGGUCACACCAAGGGCAAAUGGGUUCCGGGGUCGAAAAUCACUCGCCUAGAAUACAGAGCCCCUUCGUUUCCAAGUAAACCUUUCGAUGAGAGCUACUGGUGCAGCAUAUGCAAUCGAAAGCUUGCUUCUCGGUUUGUCUAUGAGAGGCACUUGAAAUCAAAGCUGCAUCUGAAAAGAGCUCAAGAAGAAUCCGAGCUGGAAAGAGCGGUCAAACCGGGUAUUUAUUCAAAUGAGCUAUCGAAGCGAAUCUGCAAACCUUCAGUUUAUUUGGGGGAUGAUUUCUUCAGUGGAAAUCUGAGCCCCGAAAAAAGCUCAACGCCACUCAUUCCUGCCGAAGAAAAAUCAUCAUUAACUACAAAGGUUAAACGAAAGCGAAAAUGCUACUACACAAAAUGUGAGAUCUGUAAAACUCGUCUUCCUAUACAUCUUUUGGGGAAACAUUUGAUCUCACGAUAUCACUACCGCCGGAUGCUAAACCAUCCAGUUCAAUGCACUGACGUUAUUUUGAGAAAUAUUCACCGCAUUGUCCUCCAAUCUCCAUUUCAAUGUCACCCUUGUAAGUUCUACGCCAACACGGAAGAGCAUUUCAUGGCUCAUUGGAACUCGGACGAGCACGAACACAAUGUCAGCUCUGGUGGAAAACUCUGGUGUAGUUUCUGCAAAUUUGAGUGCUCAGAAAAUCUCCAGAUGACUAACCAUUUGCUAGAUCAAGAUCAUCAAGAAGUGAUCUCCGUCAUCAAUCGAUCUGUACCGAUCAUCAUUCGCUUGAUAAGUCCCAUUCGAUGUGAGUUCUGCGGAGAUGAGUUUCGUUACAACGCCAUGCUGAACAAACAUCACGAGUACUGCAACGAAGGAACGCCAGAAGAUGCCAUCCGUGUUAGACAAUCGUUCCAAAAUUUGUUUGUUUGUACCAUCUGCAAAGCAUCCUUCCACAGCAACACGCUACUUCUGCAGCAUAAUCAGAAACUACAUCGAAUAACCACCUAUUACUGUUCGAUUUGCGAAGUCACAUUUGCAACUCCCGCCGAAUCGUCAAAGCAUCGAAAAACUACGGCCCACAAAGUGAUGUCCGCCAGGAAGCGCCAAAAGAAUCUGGUGCUGUCCAAAGUGUGUCACAUAUGUAAGAAACAGUGUCCGGAUAUUCUAGCGUUGAAAGAUCACAUUCGCGAUGAGCAUCCUGAAAAUAAAUUUAGCUGCCCACAGUGUGGUCAAAAAUUCGUUCUAGGCCAAGAACUUGGCAGACACGUACGUGACAAAAAUUGUUCAUUUUUCAAUUCCACCACAUCAUCGUCGUCGCCGUCGUCGUCAUCAUUGAACGUGGCAUCCUUCGUGCUACCAAACGUGGUAGCAAUCCCGUCAACAUCCCGAGCCACGCACCCAGCCACGACUGUGGCGACAACGACGCCGGCCGAAAAUUCAAUUAUCCCAAAUGAUUCAAUUAAAGUAAAUAUGAAUGAUCGUGAAGCAGCAUCGGAGUCACAUCUGUAUUCUUCGAGAUCAGCGAGAGGGCCGCCAGCAACUGUGGCUGGUGGGGCUCGCACUGUGAAAGCAACGGGUCAACCCAGGGACGAGCCACUUUCCAGGAUAGCACCCACAGCAGCAGCAGAAGUUGAUGAGUCGGAAGCUUUCGGACCGGUUCCAGCGAUGACCAUGAUGGACCAUUACUCCAACCUCCUGCCUACAACUACAGCGGGAUCACUCCCAUCGAUUGAGACCCACCGAGUCAUCGUAACAUCGACCCACAAUUUUCUCCUUCCGAGCCCGUCGUCGGCCUCGCAGCCAUCCUUGUCAGCAGUACACCACCCGCUUAUCGUACUUCCAGAAACGGUGACCCAGCCAAACACGGUCUCAUCAAACGACGAUGGUAAUGAUGAUAACAUUGUCGCCAGUGCGUCCACGUCAGCGGAAAUCUUUUUCACCAUGGCUAAUAAUGCGUCCGAAAAUAAUACUGUUUACGUUGAUGAAAUUGUUGGCACCACCACCGAGGACAGCUCGGCCGUAUCAUGGCAGUGUAAAAUAUGCCCAUUCAGUUCGAGCUCGCAAGCAGAUUUUCUGUAUCAUGGAGUAUUGCACGCAUCAAAAAUGAACCCUACGGCGACACGGGAAUCGGACAUGGCAGCAAAACUGAACUGUCCUCUGUGUAAAAAGCUAUUUUCGAGAACCUCAUUGCGUUUACACCUGCGCCAACAUACAGACGAGCGGAUGUUCCAAUGUGAGCUGUGUCCCAUGAGUUUCACUCGAAAGGCUAAUCUCAAGAAUCACGUAGUAAACAUGCACGUGGCAAAGAAGCAAAUCAAGUUUGAGCCGGGUAAUCAUCCUAAGCAGUCGACAACAGAACCACCGAAAAGUGCUAUUUGUACUACUUGUGGCAAGGCGUUCUCCAAUAGCAAAAUCCUACUCCAACACGCCAAAGUCCACGUGGAGCGCAAAUCGAUCAAAGAAUUCGCCUGUCAUCACGAAAACUGUUUCUACAUCGGAUCGAAUGCGGCCAAGGUGCGAACCCAUCUGCUUAGCUGCCACUCGGACGAGCGUAGCUUUGUGUGCACCGAACCGGACUGUGACUACCGGGGCAAAACCCUCGCCCAGCUACGUAGACAUACACAACGGCACGAGAAUACAGAGAAAAAGUACAGAUGCAAUCAGUGUGACUUUGCCACCAGAAUCCCGGGACAUUUGAGGCGACAUCUGCUGGUUCAUAGUGGGAAAAAACCAUUUCAAUGUCCCCACUGCGAGUACAGCUGUAAUAACAUUGAAAAUCUUAGGAAACAUGUUAUUUCUACGUCGAUACAUAGAGGUAAAUUUCUGUAUCAAUGCAAAUAUUGUCCCACGGUAACUGAAUCUGGAGAACCUUUCAAAACCAAUUUCAACAAAGAUUACCGGGAUCAUCUCAUGACAUUUCAUAAAUUGACGACAAAGGAGACAAACCAGGCUGUAAAAAUUUUAUAAAAUAAGGUAUAAAAUAUAAACAAGAGAAAUUGUUACUUGGCUCACGGACACGAUUUGGAUGACCUACCUUGUCACUG
Molecule: messenger RNA, 4047 nt
Organism: Armigeres subalbatus
Lineage: Eukaryota; Metazoa; Arthropoda; Insecta; Diptera; Culicidae
Exons: 9
Coding region: 215-3970 (1251 amino acids)
Biological process (GO): regulation of DNA-templated transcription
Molecular function (GO): DNA-binding transcription factor activity, RNA polymerase II-specific; RNA polymerase II cis-regulatory region sequence-specific DNA binding; zinc ion binding
Source: RefSeq, a predicted model, not a curated record